UCAUUUGCAUGGCCGCAUAGCAGUAUUUCAAAAUGAUCACACCCUUGUCCAAUUUGAGUCUUUCCCUCAUCUCUUACAUUCUCUCCCUCCAACAUCCCUGCAAGUAAUCUCUCUCUCUCUCUUUCUCAUCUCUUGCAUUACUUUUCUUCCAACAUUUUCUUAUCAAGACGUACAAGUCCUAUAGUCUCCCCUGCUUUCUUAAAUAUUUUCUGGCAUGGCUGUGGCAGAGCUUUCUCCUUGUUAUCAAACUCAAAUUGUUAAACCUCCCCAUCUUUCGUGGUUGUCGAAUAACCAUAAAUUGAAUCUUCUAGGGCUUCCUAAAGCAUCAAGGAUUACCGAGAUUUGUUGCUCUCUUGCUCCCAAUCAAGUUCAAACUCCGGUUGCUGUUCCUACUGGUGCCCAGAGCAUCAAGCCUGAAUGCUAUGGAGUUUUCUGCUGGACUUACGAUUUGAAAAAGGAGGAGGAGACCAGAUCAUGGAAGAAAAUGAUCACAAUUGCCAUUUCAGGUGCAGCUGGGACAAUAUCAAACCAUUUGCUAUUCAAACUUGCUUCUGGUGUGGUAUUCGGACCAGAUCAACCAAUUGCUUUGAAAUUACUAGGAUCUGAAAAGUCAUUUCAUGCUCUAGAAGGAGUAGCAAUGGAACUUGAGGACUCAUUAUAUCCAUUGCUAAGGGAAGUUAGCAUUGGCAUUGAUCCUUAUGAGGUAUUCGAAGAUGCUGAAUGGGCCCUUCUAAUUGGAGCCAAGCCUCGUGGGCCUGGUAUGGAACGAGCUGACUUGUUGGACAUUAAUGGAAAGAUUUAUGCUGAGCAAGGAAAAGCACUCAAUGCUGUAGCAUCACCUAAUGUCAAAGUUAUUGUGGUUGGAAAUCCCUGCAACACCAAUGCACUAAUCUGCUUGAAAAAUGCUCCAAAUAUACCCGCAAAGAAUUUUCAUGCCUUGACUAGAUUAGAUGAAAACCGAGCUAAAUGUCAGCUGGCACUAAAAGCUGGUGUGUUCUAUGACAAGGUAUCUAAUGUGACCAUUUGGGGAAACCACUCAACCACUCAGGUUCCAGAUUUUCUAAAUGCCCAAAUUGGUGGGGUUCCUGUCAAAGAAGUUAUAAAGGACCAGAAGUGGUUAGAAGAGGAGUUUACUGAGAAAGUUCGGAAGAGAGGUGGAGUGCUAAUUCAGAAAUGGGGUAGAUCUUCUGCUGCGUCAACUGCUGUAUCAAUUGUUGACGCUAUAAAAUCCCUUAUAACCCCAACUCCACCCGGUGACUGGUUUUCUUCUGGGGUUUAUACCAAUGGAAAUCCUUAUGGUAUAGCUGAGGAUCUUAUUUAUAGUAUGCCUUGCAGAUCAAAGGGAGAUGGUGAUUAUGAGCUUGUCAAGGAUGUGAUAUUUGAUGAUUAUCUUCGUAAGAGAAUAAAAACGUCUGAAGAGGAAUUAUUGGCUGAAAAGCGAUGCACAGCACACCUUACUGGAGAGGGUAUUGCUGUUUGUGAUCUUCCAGCAGGAGACACGAUGCUUCCUGGAGAAAUGUAGAUUUAGUAUAAACUGAGAUCCAACUGCCCAUUCUGGGAAUUUCUUUCAUGUAAUCAUCUCAUAUUUAAAGCCAAAGCAUUCACACGCUAUAAUUGGGAAUAAUGUGAUUUAGAAUUUAGGCUUGCUCGUUUCUUGUCAUCUUGUUUGUUGUCAUCUUUUAUGAUCAGCAAAUAAUAAGUUAAGGCCCUCGAUUUAUCAGA
Molecule: messenger RNA, 1722 nt
Organism: Spinacia oleracea (spinach)
Lineage: Eukaryota; Viridiplantae; Streptophyta; Magnoliopsida; Caryophyllales; Amaranthaceae
Source: RefSeq, a predicted model, not a curated record